AUGAAGAUGGUAGUAAAAAUAAUAACGAUGGGAAGAGAAGCAGAUCGAGUUGGAGAGGCUUCGCACACUCCAGAAUCCAGAUCGAGACUACGCCUAGCCGGGAACUCGAAGCAACAAGAAACGUGUUUGACCGGGACAGAAAAGAGAGGGUCUCGUGAUCAUGUGCAUGCUUGUUCUUGGAUCGGAGUCGAUUCCAGGUGCUUGUGGCCAAUCGCAAUUUGCCUCAGCGAGAAGAACAUGGAAGACGCCAUUAGUUUAGCGAGGAUGGUGGUUGGAUUGGUUCAGGAAACUCGAAGGGCGCCGCUGAAAGAGAUGUCAUAUCAUUUGGAGAACCCUACAAAGGUUCACUAUGGCUGGAGGCUGGAACCAUGCGUGCGAUGGAGAGUGAUUUGGGCCCGCAAGCUUGUUCGAUCAUUGGGCCUCUCAAUUUCGUCCAUGCCAAAAUAA
Linum trigynum is the source of this 447-nucleotide messenger RNA. The record is from the annotation of a GenBank genome assembly. Lineage: Eukaryota; Viridiplantae; Streptophyta; Magnoliopsida; Malpighiales; Linaceae.